Molecule: messenger RNA, 2550 nt
Organism: Huiozyma naganishii CBS 8797
Lineage: Eukaryota; Fungi; Ascomycota; Saccharomycetes; Saccharomycetales; Saccharomycetaceae
Product: magnesium transporter CorA family protein
Exons: 1
Coding region: 1-2550 (849 amino acids)
Biological process (GO): intracellular magnesium ion homeostasis; magnesium ion transmembrane transport
Cellular component (GO): plasma membrane
Molecular function (GO): magnesium ion transmembrane transporter activity
Source: RefSeq, a predicted model, not a curated record
AUGGCAGACUCUAUUAAUUCAGCGCAUUCUGACUCGAGUUCAGACUCUAACGCUUCGAAUUCUAUGUCUUUGGGCAGUUCCAUGGUGUCGAUGAAAACUCAAGAUCACAACGAACUGUACGACCAUAGGCAACAUCCCGAUUUCGAUGAUAUCAAUACCAGUAAAGAGCACGAGGGUAAGAAAUACGGAUGCUCUGCCUCCAAAAAGAAGGGCAAACGCCGGAAGAAUAGUAAGAUGACGCCAGAGGAUCCGCUUUCUACGCCACCCCAGCUAGCCCACGUGGAGACCUCGUCUUCAUCCAACAAUAUCCCUCCUACUAGGCAACGUUUCCGCCGCUACUCACAUCAGUCAUGCUUGCAAACAUCAUCCUUCCCACCUCUUCAGAAUGUACCCAGUAAUGAAACACAGGGAAGUACCGAUCCCGUGAGAGAGGCUGCUGCAAUGGCACUACACGAAUUCAACACGUCCACAAGACCCUCUCGGCUGGCACACUGUAUCACUUCGGUGAGUAGUCAGUCUCCGCCGCAUCCGAGCCACCAUACUAACCUGGAUGGAAUUCGCCCUGAAAGUGCUGGUCCAAAUUCGCCACCUGCUCGACCACACCUAGGAUCCAACACUCACUCAUUAGCAGAAGCGUUGCAUCAAAGAAAAAGGACAAGAACUGGAUCGAUCGUCUCUGCACCAAGUAACGUCAUUAAAUUGGUCAAGACUAAGUCGUCAGAGAAGAACGACGGGCACAUGAGAAGGGAGACCACCAGGGGAACUUAUGACAGUGACAACUCUCAGGACUCAAGGGACUCCCAGGAAACAGAAGAGGAUGUUUGUUUCCCAAUGGCACCUCAGUUACAUACGCGGAUUAAUGGUGUUGAUUUUGACGAACUGGAGGAGUUUGCCGAGUCUACAAAACAAAUGAGGGAACAGUACAUCUCCUCUACGAAAAAGGCACCUGGAGUAACGGCUCCUACCUCCGUGUCGUCAGGAAACUCGUUCAGUACAUCGUCAAUGUCUUCGUCUGCCCUUAAGUAUACUCCUAGACCACCGGCACAUCAGCACAAUGGACAGGAAACUCACUUAGCGGAAGAGUCGGAGAAACCGUUUGAAAAAGUUAAAAAGGAUAACUACGCAGCAGAUGAAGGUACUACACCUGGAGUGACCUUUGGUGGGAAAUACAAGGUAGAGGGCGACGACGAAGCAAGUUUCACCCCACAGUGUAUUACUCCUGAGUACUUUGAUGGGAUUAAUAAUUUCGUAAUUCCGAACCGAUUUUCGUUUUUCCGUUCUGACACCGAAGAGACCGUUCAUGCAAGUGAUAUUGCUUCAUUGGUGAAGCCAGGCCAAUCUUUCUACGAUCUCUUCCAGGCAGGUGAACCGACUUGGUGGUUGGACUGUAGCUGCCCCACUGACGAUGAGAUGAGGUGCAUUGCGAAGGCAUUUGGAAUUCAUCCGUUGACCGCGGAAGAUAUUAGGAUACAGGAGACAAGAGAAAAAGUGGAGCUGUUCAAGUCAUACUACUUUGUCUGUUUCCACACGUUUGAGGCCGACAAGGAGUCUGAGGAUUUUUUGGAACCCAUUAAUGUGUACCUUGUUGUCUUCAGGGGCGGUAUGUUGACUUUUCAUUUUCGUCCUAUUGAACAUUGUGCUAACGUGAGAAGACGUGUAAGACAGUUGAGAGAUUACGUCAAUGUGAACUCAGAUUGGAUGUGUUACGCUCUAAUCGAUGAUAUCACUGAUAGUUUUGCGCCUGUUAUUCAGUCUGUUGAGUACGAGGCCGAUGUUAUUGAGGAUUCUGUGUUUAUGGUUCGAGACAUAAACUUUUCCGUUAUGUUGCAAAGAAUUGGUGAGAGUAGAAGGAAAACCAUGACGCUAAUGAGGCUGUUGAGUGGGAAGGCGGACGUUAUUAAAAUGUUUGCCAAGAGGUGCCAGGACGAGGCCAAUGGUAUUGGUCCCGCCUUGACUUCAGAUAUUAAUAUCGCCAAUCUACAAGCGGGAGAAAAUGCCGAGUACAAGAUUCAACCCAGAGGUGAUAUUGCUAUGUAUUUGGGCGAUAUUCAAGAUCAUUUACUGACCAUGUAUCAAAAUCUGGCGGCCUAUGAGAAGAUUUUUUCCAGAUCACAUACCAAUUACCUGGCCCAAUUACAAGUUGAGUCGUUCAACUCCAACAAUAAGGUAACGGAGUUGUUAGGUUACGCAACAAUGGUAGGUACAAUUCUGGUUCCUCUGAAUGUGAUUACUGGUCUUUUCGGCAUGAACGUCAAAGUCCCAGGACAAGACUCGUCAAUUGCAUGGUGGUUUGGGAUUCUUGGUGUUCUUAUUGCGAUAGGGCUAAUCGGUUUGAUUUUUGCUAAAUACGCAAUUGGUAACAUGUCGGCCCCUCAAACUUUGAAUGAAGCUGCAGACAGCAGUGGGAAAUCUGUCAUCUCUAGCUUUUUUCCAAGAGUGACAAAAAACAAGAACAAGAACAAGAACGUCCAUGAUCCGUUCGCUCCAAAUUCAAGGUCAUCAAACCAGUCAAUGAACAGCCUCCCAAGUAAGUUGAGCCGUUACGCUUAG